Arctia plantaginis is the source of this 807-nucleotide messenger RNA. NCBI's taxonomy places the organism in Eukaryota, Metazoa, Arthropoda, Insecta, Lepidoptera, Erebidae. The record is from the annotation of a GenBank genome assembly.
AUGUGCACCAUAUUCCGGAUAUAUGUCGUAUCAGUUGUCUGUGUGUUAGUGGCAGAAGGUCACGUUCAUGGGCCUCGAAGAUCCCGUAGGAUGGAGGUUGAUGACACACAAAACGAAAUCGAUAGUGCGAGAGCUGAGGAAAGCUCAUGGUGGUGGACAGCUGAGCUCUCUGUUUUACAGAAACUUUACGACGAUUGCAGUGCGCAAGCGCACAUGUCAAUGUGUUUGAAGGGCAAGGCUCUAGUAGCGCUCACGAGGGCGGUGGAACAGGAAAACGUUCAGCUCACUGACGGGCUGACGUUAGUAAAGCAAGCUGACGCACCCUCCGCGAUAGCGGAGCCGCGCUUCUUCCCUGGAAUGUCUACAGAAGACAAGCUCGACACCAUGUUACGUACAAAAUUCGAGCAAUUGUUAAAUACACAUACCGUUUCUAUGGAUCUAGCAUCGGAAGGCAGGAGUAAAGGUAAGAAAGUCUUGCCCUACUUGUUACUCGGUAUUUUCACUACCGUGACCAUUGUGGGAGGUAUGGCGCUGAAGACAUUGGCUGCUAUUGCCGGUAAAGCUCUGAUCGCCAGUAAAGUUGCUUUGACAAUUGCUGUCUUUAAUUCGAAGGCGGAAUCUAUAUGUGGUGAGGCCAGCGAAGGCAGGCGCGGUGGAUCCGUACUUUUACGGCGAGCAGACGACUGUCAGCAUGUAGAGCGGCUGCUGAUCCUGCCACCAAUACGCCUUUCGGUCUUGGUGCCUCAUUCAAAUUAUAUGAAGCCUUUGCCCGGCCCACCAUCGUCACAUGCUCCACUGCGCCAAUAG